Molecule: messenger RNA, 2156 nt
Organism: Baudoinia panamericana UAMH 10762
Lineage: Eukaryota; Fungi; Ascomycota; Dothideomycetes; Mycosphaerellales; Teratosphaeriaceae
Exons: 3
Coding region: 1-1860 (619 amino acids)
Biological process (GO): transmembrane transport; carboxylic acid transport
Cellular component (GO): plasma membrane
Molecular function (GO): carboxylic acid transmembrane transporter activity
Source: RefSeq, a predicted model, not a curated record
AUGGCGACGCAAAGGGCAGAAGCUACCGCCAACGUUGACGGCUAUGCGAACCCAGAGACCCUACUAGAUGAGGCGCUUUAUCCAGCUGAUGCGUACAGAGGCACAAUAUACUGGGGCGACCUACCACUUAACGAGCGAACGAAGUUUGUCAAUCAGCAAGCGAACUUUGAGGCCGGCCGCGAGCUUAAGAUUGUUUGGGAGAUGUUUAAGCAAGACCCUCUAAGCCCAAUCUCCGCAUACAUGCAGAACUUCGUGAUUACCGGUGUUGGCUUCUUCACCGAAGGUUACGUACUGUUCUCCGUUGGCAACAUUCUCCCACUAUUCGAAAGUGUCUGGGCAAGUUGCUUCAAGCAGUAUAAAGUUUGCAACAAGGUCUGGGUAGAAGCAGCCAACUACCUCGAAAUCGUCGGCAUCAUUUUCGGGCAGGUCGCUGUUGGCAUCAUCGGCGACUUGAUUGGUCGUCGCUGGGGUCUGAUUCAGGAUGCCGCAAUACUACUCAUCGGCAGCUUAAUGCUCACGGGCAUGUGGGGCAAGAGCUUGUACGGCUGGACAGUGAUGUACGCUAUUUCUCUGCUGGUAUUCGGGUUCGGAGUCGGCGGCGAGUAUCCCAUGACUUCCGUCAGCGCCAUGGAAGGUGUCCACGGGCAAGGAAGCACCAAAGCGGAUCGCCUGCAUCGUGGACGCAGUGUCUUGCUUGCCUUUCUCAUGCAGGGCUGGGGUCAGCUCGCCAACCAACUAGCCCUGAUCGUUGUGAUGCUCAUCUUCCAUCAUGGCGGUAACCCUCCUUAUGGCGAGAUCGUGACGCAGGAGACCUUCCGCAUCACCUUCUUCAUCGCCGCACUAUUCAUCGCUUACUUCCUGUACCUGCGAGUGUUCAAAAUGAAGAAUGUGGAUCAUUCUCUCAAGGCGAGCCGACAAAAAUCUAACGUCACCGGCUACGAUAUCACAUCUCUCAAACUUACAUUCAGGCAUUACUGGCACAGGCUGUUCGCUACAGCGGUCUGCUGGUACUGCAACGACUUUCCCUUCUAUGGCAAUCAGAUUUUCCGCUCGCUACUACUUACCCUUGUAACGUCAAACAGCAACGACGUCUUCAAAUACUGGCUGUAUAACCUCAUCAACGUUGGGUGUGAGCUGGCUGGUUACUACCUGGCAGCGUUCUUGAUCGACCACAAAUUCUAUGGCCGAAAGAGGAUGCAGGCUGUUGGCUUCAUUAUGUCCUUUAUUCUUUUCCUUAUCUGUGCCGCGGCAUAUCCGUUGUUAAACCAGAAGCCCGGCAGUCCUGGCGCGCAAGCGUUCAUCUUCCUCUACUUCUUUAGCAGUUUCUGGAUUCAGUUCGGUCCGAACUCAACCACCUUCCUCUUGGCUGCUGAAGUGUACCCUGCCCAGAUCCGUGCUACCGCUCACGGCAUGAGUGCCGCAGUUGGCAAGCUCGGCGCGCUAACCAGCACUGUGCUCUACAACUACAUUCCGACCCACAUCAAGUUCUGGGUGGUCUGCUGGUUUGGUCUAAUCGGCUUCGCUCUGACCAUGAUAUUCAUACCAGACACAACUGGCAUCGACCUGCGCGAACAGGAACGAUACUGGCAAUUUGUGCGCGAAGGCCGAGAGCAUGACUAUCACGGCGUCGCGGUGCAUCCGCGCCACCUGUCCCUGUACGAGAACGUCGUGUUGAAGCGGAGUAAAGCGUAUGAUCCGAAGCUAGACCGCGACAUGAAGGUUGAGGAGCUAAGGCAGCUUUACCACAAGGCGGAGAGUGGCAAGGCGAAGGAGUAUGAUGGUGAAGGUAGGGAUAGCUCGGAUACGGUGGACGAUAAAGUCAGCUCGUACUUUGAGUGGGAGAAGAGUCGGAAGGGUUAGGACCAGACCUUGUACACUAAUAGCGCACUGCGUUCAGGGCCUGUAGAACCUGAGCAUUCUACGACGACACUGUUCACGUCUUGAGUUUGCUCACUUCUACCAUCAACAUCCGGCGAAAGAAGCCUUGUAGGGAAUGGGUGAAUUUUGUGGUCGAUAAAUAUCUCCAGGCUCACUAGUGCAAUCUGCUGGUUGAUCUAUCGUUUUCCGGCGUUGACUAACCCGGCGCAAAGCCCAGAACUUAACGCAGUUAGUAGCCCGUAUCGUAAUGCUUCCGCGGAAGUUCUGUACUCGUUCCC